AUGGCUCUUACCGUACAUGGACUUCGUUUAAGCAACUUUGCGCGGCGUCUUUCCACAACUGGCGAGAUCACUAAUCUAAUGUCUUCGGAUGCUGCUAAAUUAAACGAUCUGAUGCCCUAUUUCAACAUUGUCUGGUCAGGCCCCUUCCAGAUUAUUAUUGCUCUCGUGAUGCUUUGGAACGAACUGGGCCCUGCUGUUUUAGCUGGUCUCGUUGUCCUCCUUAUGUUUAUUCCACUGAAUGCUUUUAUUGCUAAGAAGUCCAAGUCCUUUCAGGCUAUUCAUUCGCUGGCUGUUUGGUUAUCUUUGGCUCAUUUAUUUCUUUCUUAUUAUCAAAUCGUUUAUCUCCAAUUCCUCAAUCUUUUAGGCCCAAUUUAA
Messenger RNA from Protopolystoma xenopodis, 375 nucleotides. NCBI's taxonomy places the organism in Eukaryota, Metazoa, Platyhelminthes, Monogenea, Polystomatidea, Polystomatidae. The record is from the annotation of a GenBank genome assembly.